AUGGAGUGGACCAACAAUUUGACCUGUAGCACCAAUGGUGGCGGGGAUGGUGACUGGGACGCUUCUGUGCCAUGGUCCGUCCAUAAGACUUUGGGUAGUUUUCAGCGGGCUGUAAUUGGAGAUCAGUCUUUCCCGUCUGCUAAGGCAAAUGUUAAUCCUAACCUGGGCGGCUGGUAUCCCUUAGACGAUCUUCAGAUCUCCCUUGCCAGUCUUUACCAAAACAAAAAAUAUACGGAUUUGACUGUUGUCGCGGGUUCUGAAGCUUUCCAAGUCCACCGCUCCAUCGUCUGUCCCCGUUCAGCAUUCUUUGCAGCUGCCUGUGAUGGCAAUUUUCACGAGGCAUCUUCCGGUGUAAUCAACCUAAACGAGGAUCCAGUUUUAGUCCAAAAGAUGAUCGAAUUUCUCUAUACCCUGCAAUACUCCAUUCCAACGAGCGCCUCUGAGAGUUACGUCGAAGCUUCAGCUGCCGAAACAGCACCUGACAACGGAAAGCUAGCUACCAAGCAGCCCCAGCCAGAGCAGGUUGUCCACAAGGCAGCCAAUACGAGCAAAAACAAAAAUAGACACAAGAAAAAGAUCAAAGAUAAGGAAAAGGCAGCAUACACCGAGCAUUCAACCUCCAGUAAACAGGCCAGCGACAAUUCCCCUUCGCACUGGGACCUAGUCUCGCUCCAUAUCAUGAUGUAUGCUCUUGGGAACCGCCUGAUGAUCGAAGGCCUGAAGAGCUAUGCAAAGGAGUUGUUUGAAUGGAAACUGAAUUCCCCAACCGGUUUAAAACAGAUUCCAAGAGCCAUUGCUGAGAUUUACAGCAGCACCCCCGAACACGACCGUGAGCUGAAAGGUUUGGUAGUCGCGAUUGCUGCAAAAAAAACUGCACGAUCUCAGGCAUGCGACACAGGAAAGUAA
Paracoccidioides lutzii Pb01 is the source of this 906-nucleotide messenger RNA. RefSeq lists its product as hypothetical. The transcript is spliced from 3 exons. Bases 1 to 906 code for a protein of 301 amino acids. Gene Ontology annotation, molecular function: protein binding. The record is from RefSeq and is a predicted model, not a curated record.